Alosa alosa (allis shad) is the source of this 1636-nucleotide messenger RNA. RefSeq lists its product as uncharacterized. The coding region runs from base 465 to 1484 and encodes 339 amino acids. The transcript has 12 exons. The record is from RefSeq and is a predicted model, not a curated record. Lineage: Eukaryota; Metazoa; Chordata; Actinopteri; Clupeiformes; Clupeidae.
UGUUACGUUGACUGGGAUGUUGCAGCAGGAUGAACAUGGAAACCAUCUUUGUUCAUCUCUCUGUGUGGAAAAAGACCAGCACAGUUUCACUGUGAGUGUUGAACACGACAGCAGCGCUCCUGCUGUGUCUCAUCUCUCCGCCACUCUGCACACCUGUGAGAAGAUGGCCGACUGGACACUCCUCCUCCAGUCCUUCCAGCAGCUGAGAGGGAAAAAGAGCGAGCCAGAGCUGGAGGAGGAUGUGGAGAAGUUGCUGUCCUCCUUGCGCUCCCUUCCUGGACUGAAGAAGGGGUACCUAAAAUCCAGAGUCCAGAUAAGCAAGUGGGCCUCUAAGUGUGACGGUGAAGGAACAGCCAGAACAUGGAGACACUCUCUGCUCAUUUCUCUCCUUGAGGAAACACCAGCAUAGCACACUCAAGCAGGACCCAUUAAUCAGGCUUACUGUGGGACAGCAUACCGUAACAAUGUCCUCCUCACAGACAUCCCCAGAUUUUUCUCUGAAGCACCGUUGUUGGGGGAGACCUCAUCUCACUUCCUCUCCUUUAACUCAGGAGAACAGGCUGAGUCCUCUGUCUCUUGUCUCUCUCACCUUCCCCACCACAGACGUCCCCUUAAGGGAUUGGGUGGAUUUCCUGAAGAUUUUUAACAAGUUGAGCAGAAAUAGGAGUGCUGAUGUGGAGAAUGAUGCUGACACUUUGUUCUCCACCUUGCACUCUGUGCAUGGCCUAAGGGAGGUGGAACUAAUGGUGGGCAGCCUGACAGAGAACUGGGCUCAGCGGGUCCUCUCUUUUAUCAGGGAACAGCCCAGGGACAAGGAGAUUAGUGUUCAUGUGCUGAAAGAGUGGGACAGUCGUGAGAAGAGUCUCUGCUCAUCUCUCUUUGUGAGAAAAACAACCAGCAACUUCAGGUUGGUAGCUGAGCACCUGAGCUCGGGGAGUUCCUGUGCAGAUGUCGCGGCUCCUGCUCUCUCAUACGUCUCAGUCCUCACAGACACAGACACGGCAGACAUGGACUGGGUCGGAUACCUCAAAACGUUUCACGAACAUGAAAUAGAAAGUCUGUAUGUGUACGAGUGUGUGGAUCCUCUCCUGUCUUCUCUGUGCGCUCUGUCUGGCCUGAGGGAGGUGGAGUUGAGGGCGAGCUGCCUGACUGAGAUCUGGGUCUGGAACAUCCUGUCUCUCAUCCAGAACUGCCCCAGCCUACAGGAAGUGAGGCUAUCCGCAGGUCGUUUUGUAGUGAGUGAUGGUCAAUCUGACUGGACUGACUGUGGUCCUUUACUGCUUGAGGAGAUCACUCAUCUACAGGAGACUCCUAAACGCCCAAACUGCACCAUCACUCUCACAGGGAUCAAAAGGAGGACCGUUGAAGUGUCCAGUCACUUCAAAGAGGGGAGACUGCAAUGCAACAGCCCAGUGAGGAUCACCAUCAGGGGAGAGACAUCUACUGAGGAGCUCCUAGCACACGCCGGAGAAGGAAAAAAUUGACAGAUACACUGCCAAAACUGCUUAUCUAAAGUCUAACCAAGUGUUAUUAAUCUUAUAUCAAGAUCAAAAAAAUGUUUGCUUUCAGUGCAAGAGACCCUUAAAAUCUUGUAAAGUCAUUUGACCUGUUUUAAUAAAAUUUUGACUUAUUUUAA